Molecule: messenger RNA, 968 nt
Organism: Olea europaea var. sylvestris
Lineage: Eukaryota; Viridiplantae; Streptophyta; Magnoliopsida; Lamiales; Oleaceae
Product: putative disease resistance protein RGA4
Exons: 1
Coding region: 69-968 (299 amino acids)
Molecular function (GO): ADP binding
Source: RefSeq, a predicted model, not a curated record
UCAGCGUAUUUGUCUUUUCUCUCUCCGAAAUAAAUAAAUCACACACAACACAAUCCCAAAGCAAGACAAUGGAAGCUGUUAUUAGUGCCACCAUUCAAGUCACAGUGGAGAAGUUGCUUGCAUCCGCCACUGCAGAUUUGAGCCUGGUGUGGGGUUUCAAGAAAGACUUAAGAAAGCUAAGUGAUUCGUUAGAAAUGAUCAAGGAAGUGUUGGAAGAUGCUGGGAAACGCCAAGUUACCGAUAAGGCUGUCAAACUCUGGCUCGAGAAACUUCAAGAUGUUGCCUAUGAUGCUGAUAAUGUCUUGGAUGUGAUCAACUAUGAAAAUUUGGAUCGAGAGAUCCGGAACCAGGCGAUGCCAAAAGUGCGCUUAUACUUCCCUUUCUACAGGUCUUUGGCAUUCCGAUGGAAAAUGGCUCACAAAAUCAAGGAGAUAAAUGUCAACUUCGAGGAUAUAAACAAUCGAGCUAGUGGCCUUCGCCUUCAGGGUGUUGCUGGCUCAGCUCUGUCUUUGCCUCCUGCCCCAGAAACUGACAGCAUAACUUUUGAUCCAAUUGUCGUUGGAAGAAAAGAUGAUGAAGUAAAAAUUUUGGAGCUGAUAACCAACACAAAUGACGAAGUUAUUUCAGUCCUUCCCAUAGUUGGAAUGGGAGGGCUUGGCAAGACAACUCUAGCUCGGUCGGUCUUCAAUCAUCCAAGCACAAAGAGUCUUUUUGACGAAAGGAUUUGGGUAUGCAUCUCAAAAAAUUUGGAGGUGACGAUAAUUUUUAAAAGGAUUCUGGAAUGCUUGGGAGACACUGCUGAUGUAGACAACAGGGAAGCUAUAGUGAAAAAGCUUGGAAAGAAAUUGGAAAGGAAAAAAUACUUGUUCUUGACGAUUUUUGGGAUAUUGACAAUAGACAAGUGUGGGAUGAUUUUAAAAAUACUAUGGUUGGAGUUAACCACAAUAAAGGAAAUGCCAUCAUGGUGA